GUAGCUUUUGUUUCCGGCGAUAAAGGGAUAAAGCGCAAAGAUGUCGAAAGGACAAUACGUUCGAGCUCCCAUUGAACUUGACAGCGACGACUCUAGUACGGAAGAUACAGUCCCGGAGCCCUUGGCGUUUGAGACCGUAGAAAGCAAUGGUCACGAAGAUCCAAGAAAAAUACAUAACGAUCAUACGAAAGAAUCUAAUGACAGCGGUAGGAUGGAUCGCUUGGAACGUGCCUUUGUUGAUCUAACGCAAGCAAUCUUGGAUCAACAUCGCGGAGCACAGGACCGGGCAAGCUCACAGACUAGCCGAAGCAAUGAUAACUCCUGGUUCGUACCGGAAACGGCCGAUUUAAAUCGAGAACCAACUCUCAAUAUUCGAUGGGACCAUAUCAAACCGUUCCCGAGCAACGUACCGGCAAGAGAAAUGUGGGAAACCUGGCAAAAAUAUUUGGAAACAUUCGAGAUAGCAGCAUCAUUUAGCAAUGCCAACGAUCCGAUGCGACGCACUCAAUUGCUUUUUCUCGCCAUGGGUGAAUCGUUGCAAACGAUAGUACGUGCUGCUGGCCUAAGACCCAACUUAAAAGAUCCCCUGUGCUACAACAGUUUCGUACGCAAUAUAGGCGAAUACUUAAGAACAAUGACUGACAGCUCUGCAGAACAUGAGGCCUUCUUGAUGAUGCAUCAGGCUAAAGGUGAAUCAAUAGUUUGCUACCACGCACGCCUAAUGGAAAAAGUUCGAUCAUGUGGUUACCAUUUGGACGAUCAGAACAGAUUCGUUCGCACACAGCUUCUGAAGGGUAUGACCAAUCAAGAACUGGCAAGAACAGCGCGUACUUAUGGGCACGAUACCGGAGUUAUCCUACAAGCGGCAACUCGUAAUGAGUCGUAUGAAAAGGCAGACGAAGAGCGUCCAGCUGAAUCGGAGGUGUUUGCGGUGAACAGGAUUGUCUAUCCAGCAGGCGCCAAUCGUAAACGAGCAUAUCGCGGAUCGAACCACGUCGAUCAACACUCGACUGAAGCUACGCAAGGAAGAUCGAAUCUGUGCUACAGAUGCAAUCGAACAGCGCACCCAGACCCACGAUCGUGUCCGGCUAAAACUAGGAGAUGCAAUGUAUGCAAAAUGAAGGGUCAUUUUGCCGCAGCUUGUCGAAAGAGGAGUAUCAGUUCCGUUAAGAGCGCAAGUUUUCAGCCUGAGCCCAAUCAGAAUUCACCGAAACAGUCCCCAAAGAGACCAUUUGAGGAGAAGGUAUAA
Messenger RNA from Armigeres subalbatus, 1249 nucleotides. RefSeq lists its product as uncharacterized. The transcript has 2 exons. The record is from RefSeq and is a predicted model, not a curated record. NCBI's taxonomy places the organism in Eukaryota, Metazoa, Arthropoda, Insecta, Diptera, Culicidae. The coding region runs from base 41 to 1249 and encodes 402 amino acids.